AUGACUGAAUCCGAAGGCAAAUCCACCCCUCUCCGCGUGGGUGUGGUGCUAUUCCCAGGCUUCCAAGCCCUGGAUGUAUUCGGCCCAUUGGACUGCAUAAAUGUCCUCUCAUGGAGCCACAACGUGACCAUGGCACUUUUAUCCUCAACGCUAGAGCCAGUGACAACAAAGCCACCGGCAUUCGCCAACGCCAUGGGUCAAAGCGUGGUCCCAACCCAUACCUUUGCAACGGCGCCUUCUUUGGAUCUGCUUCUCGUCCCUGGUGGUCUAGGAACACGCGGCUCAAGUCCAGCAAUCGAAGAAGCAAUCUCGUACAUCAAAAACGUAUAUCCUCAACUGAAAUAUCUCGUUACGGUGUGUACUGGCUCGGGGCUUGCAGCGCGAGCUGGGAUUCUAGAUGGAAAAUGUGCCACGACGAAUAAGAUGGCUUGGGCUGAGAUUACGGCUUUGGCGGUGAAUGUCGAUUGGGUUCCUCGUGCGAGAUGGGUCGUUGAUGGUAAUAUCUGGACUUCUUCUGGGGUUAGCGCUGGAAUCGAUGUUAUUCUUGCUUGGAUUGAAAAGGUCUACGGGAGCGAGGUGGCGAGGAAGAUCUCGAAUAGCAUAGAAUAUACUCGACAUGAGGACCCUAGUCAUGAUCCAUUUGCUGGACUGCAUGGCCUCUGA
Molecule: messenger RNA, 663 nt
Organism: Penicillium concentricum
Lineage: Eukaryota; Fungi; Ascomycota; Eurotiomycetes; Eurotiales; Aspergillaceae
Product: DJ-1/PfpI family protein
Exons: 2
Coding region: 1-663 (220 amino acids)
Source: RefSeq, a predicted model, not a curated record